Lingula anatina is the source of this 6530-nucleotide messenger RNA. RefSeq lists its product as uncharacterized. NCBI's taxonomy places the organism in Eukaryota, Metazoa, Brachiopoda, Lingulata, Lingulida, Lingulidae. The record is from RefSeq and is a predicted model, not a curated record. Gene Ontology annotation, biological process: G protein-coupled receptor signaling pathway. Gene Ontology annotation, molecular function: G protein-coupled receptor activity. Gene Ontology annotation, cellular component: membrane.
GGCACGCAACCGGGCUGAAUGUGAUGGUUCAUGCAUUUCCACCUUAUCAGAAAAUAUGCAUGUGGCGAAUCUCCAGCGAGAGUAGAAUCAACGUGUAUCUCAACAAAUCGAUAGCCUCUGUAUCGUUAAGCCUAGUGCACGACAUUUUUCCCACUCCAUAAAAGGUACCUUGCUUAAAGUGAGUUGGUCUAAAAGCAGACUAACACUGCAAUGAAACGCUUCAGAUGACAACAUGAAUGCACAUGAACUCGACUGACAUAGCUGACAAUUGUGGGUGUCGCAGGUAGUUUGUUCCCUGUGCCACAGGUUGUUGUAAACAAUGGGCUGGAGAUUAAUAUUUGCAGUCCUUGUCGUCACAGUCCCGUACAGCACGACCCAAACUUGCCAGAGAACCAGGGUUGGGAAACUUGGCGGUAGCAUCAUCUUCGGAGCUGCUUUCAACAUCCACCAACAGGCCGUCGGAGGGCAAGGGUGCUCAGACCGCGUGAACGCUGACGCUAUUCAGAGAUUGGAAGCUGCGCAUUUUGCUGUCAAGACUUUGAAUGAUCAGAGUUUUAUGCCUGGAAUAACUUUUGGGAUAAGAUCCUAUGACGACUGUGGUAUCGCGAGCACGGGGGUGCAGAGAGCCCUUGAUUAUCUCUCGGAGAGAGAAAGCUACAUAGAUGAAUCGGGAGAGGUUUGUCCUGCAGACGUCAUGUUUCCAGGUUUUAUUGCCUCAAUGUACAGUGGAGUGACGGCUAAAAUCGCAACGUUCUUGAACAACAUUCCAAUGGCCACUGUGAGCUAUGCCUCUCAUAGCUUGGAGCUCAGCGACACCAGCAGGUUCCCUUAUUUCCAGAGACUUGUUCCUAGUGCUAGCACCUCUGUACAGGUCCUGAUGUCCAUUCUGUCAAAACUUAGUUGGACCCACGUCUCUCUGUUGGUUGGAAGCGAUCCUUACGCGCAAGAUCUGAAGUCGUCUUUUCUUCAUCUCGCUUCCCUGAAUGAUGUCUGCAUAAUGACAGUACAGUCUGUAGACAAUGCGGACGCUACCAUUAAUUUUCAAAGCGUCAUUGCAGAGCUUGCAACAGCGUCUGCUAAAGGUGCACACGGGGUCAUCAUCAUGACAAUUCCGGAAAUCACAAUGCGUUUUUUUGAAGCGGUGAAGUCGCAGGCAGCUGUCCCGGGCGUGGCGUCUUUGCAGUGGAUUAUGGGUCUGCCCUUCCACGACGAAGCCGCGUACUCCCACUUGAAAGACACAAUUCGGGGAUUGAUCGCUUUCUAUGAAUACUCUGGGACUAUUCCUGCUUUUCAGGAAUAUUUCUUAUCUUUAACACCUGAAAACAAUACAGCAAAUCCCUUCUUUGGCAGCUACUGGGAACAGGUCAAUAAUUGUACUCUCAACGCGACUUGCGCUUCCUCACAAAACUACUCCCGUGCAGAGGAUUACAAACAACAACAGUUUGUCUCAGAAACAAUAGCCUCUGUGUAUACAUUUGCCCACGCUCUCAAAUCCGCUCAUACUGCCCUCUGUGGAGGUACCCCAGGACUCUGCGGGAAUCUGGUGAAUUUGUCUCCUAAAGAAAUGAUGAAAUAUCUUCGACAAGUGAAGUUCACCCAUUUAGAUGGCAGACCAAUAGCAUUUAAAGAAAACGGGGAGGCCAUGCAUACACAAUACGGGAUCCAAAAUAUUCAGCUCACUGGAUCUUCAUAUGAUAUCGCAGAGGUAGGGACUUGGGUCGAAGGGAAUUUAACCCUUACAGGCUCUGUCAAAAUGUACGAUAAAGAUGGCCAUGGUGUUCUUGGCUAUAUCAACUCUACCUGUGACAAUACUUGUACUUGUACCAACGUGCAGCAAGAUAACAGGUUUUCGAGAUUUGAUGACGGAGAUGUUUUUAUUUUGGGGAUAUUUAACAUACACGGCAAAGGUAAAGAUGUGCAGGAAUGCAGUAAGACAGUUCUUCAAACCAACCUCAUGGGGAAUCUUGAAGCGUUUUUCUACGCUCUGGAGAAAGUGAACAAUGACCCAACAGUCCUGCCCAAUGUACGUCUCGGUGGUUUGGUUAUGGAUAAUUGUCGGUUUCACCCAGAUCGCGUGUUACGACAACUUUCCAGUAUUCUGCUUAAAGAUGUAAAAGUAUUAAACUCCCAAGGAAAAUCUAUUCCAUUGUUAGGCGCCUUAUCGGGAAUUACAAGUGGAUCUGCUUUGUAUAUAAAUGAUUUUUUAGACCAAUACAGAUUACCGCAUAUUAGUUUCACUUCAUCGAGUGCUCUGUUGAGUGACAAAGCAAAACAUCCACGUUUUCUUCGAGUUAUUGGUUCUGACGUUGCGCAAGCCCAAGCGAUGGUGGACAUUGUUAAAACCAUGAACUGGACAUACGUGACCACAGUGUUUUCUGACUCGCCGUAUGGUCGUUCAGGAAUGAAACAGUUUUUAAAACUCGCAAAGAAAGAAGGUAUUUGUGUUGCUACACAGGUGAUGUUUGAAGAAUAUUUUGUCACUCAACCACACGCGGUAGACAACAUAAUUCAAUAUAUGAUUGCAGGAGUUUUCCCAGAAGCUAAUGUUGUCGUAAUGUUCGUAUCCGAAUCUCACGCACGUGCAAUUUUAGAAGCGAAAGAACGAUAUCUAGGAAACAAGACGAAUAAAGUGAUAUGGCUGGCGGCAGAUGCCUGGGGUCCGUAUGAGUCGGUUCCGAGCGGCCUGGAAAAGAUUGCUCGUGGAGCCAUAACACUAGGUUUCCACACAGCCCCAUCAGUGGAAUUUGGCCAGUAUUUACGCAAUCUAACAUUGGCUUCAAACACAAGAAAUGUGUGGUUCAAUGAAUUUUGGGAGCAACAUUUCGAGUGCGAUCUCUCCGGAAUUGGUAAAUAUGGCGUCGGUUGUUCCUCCAACUUGUCCCUCAAUGCACACGACAUUCAGCAGUACCAAGUGUCAGUUACAAAUGUCGUCGAUAGCGUGUACGUGUACGCGAAAGCACUGGAAAUGUUCUUGAAGGAUGCCUGCCCAGAGACACCGGAUCAGUUGUGCAGCGAAGCGGCUGCCAGCCUGGAUAGGGUCUUCAGCUAUAUGAAAGGCUUGGAGUACAAUGGGUCUUCUGGAAUGAGAGUGGCAUUCGAUACGUUUGGCGAUGGGGUGCCUAGAUAUGAUGUGUUUAAUUACCAAAAAGUAGGAGAGAAUACCCAUGGUUAUAAAAAGGUAGGGACUUGGAUCGACAGCGUGCUGGACUUGAAUGUCGAGAAAUUAUAUUCGUACAGAAACAACGACACCGCCCUUUCUAUGGCUAGCGAUGUCAUCUCAGUGUGUAAGAAAUCACCGUGUAAAUGUUCCACUGUGGAGGUAAUGGACAUGCCUUUCACAGAGCAAUACACGGAGUUCACACUGUUAGGAUACUUCCCGCUUCAUGCCCAAGGUCGUGGGGAUCUGCCCUGUGGAGAAAUUCAGCUUGGUAUGUACCAGCAGCUUUUAGCUUUCUACUACGCCAUCGAUCAGAUCAACAAGAAUGCUACCAUAAUGCCUGGUGCCAAAGUAGGGUAUAUGGUAUGGGAUACGUGUUCCUCUCCUGCCCACGGCGAGUUUGUAUUUGAGGGGUUUGACUUGAAUCUCCGUUUAUACAAUCAGCCCCCGGAUAUUCCAAUAUUGACCCAAGUCCUGGCAAUGAUUGGAGGUUACCAAAGUGACGUCACAGCCUCAAUCAGCUAUGCAAACCAGCGCGGAUAUCAUCUCGUACAGAUCAGCCCAUCAGCAUCGGCAGUGGAGCUCGGUAACAGGACCAGCCACCCCAGAUUCCUGAGAACUGUUCCCCCAGAUACCGCUAUGAUGGAGGCUAUGGUGGAACUGUUGCGCGAUUUCGGAUGGACUUACAUAUCUAUCGUAUACUCUAACAGUAGUGCUAGCCGCGCCAAAUUUAACACAUUUAAGGGUGUUUUAACCAGAAACGGCAUUUGCAUUGCUGUUGUCCAGAUGAUUGAUCCCAAUUUUAUGUCAGAUGCUCAGUAUGAUAGAAUAAUACAAAAUCUCACCACCUACAACGGGGCUGUUGGGGUCGCCAUCUUUGCGAACGAAAAUGAAAUACGCCAACUACUCCUCUCGGGGAAAAGGCAGAACUCUGCAGGGCGGUUUGUCUGGCUUAGCGGCGAUGACUGGGGUAAAAACCUCAAAAUUGUUGAUGGAGUAAAUGAAAUAGCCAGGGGAUCAUUCACAUUGAUGCCUGAUUCGGGAGCCGAUGCUACAUUUGACAGAUACAUUGAAAACUUAACAGUGAAUAGCUUUCCACGCGAUCCCUGGUAUAAGGAAUUUUGGGAGGAACAUUUUCAGUGUAGUCUACAGUAUGGUGGGAAGUAUGACAAGGCAUGUACUGGCGCGGAAACUUUCAAAGUAAAACCCCUGCUGCAGCAUUCAUACACAACCAGCACCAUUAAUGCCGUUUAUGCGUAUGCUCUGGGACUGACUAAUAUGUACAUGAAGAAGUGUGGUCGGGUAGAUCUCUUCUAUUGCAUAGAUAAAAUCCCGGGUCUUGACAAAGAUGUAAAAGCAUUGUAUGAUGAGAUACGGCAGCUUAGGUACACAGGUGCUGACGGACGUUCUUUCUAUUUUACUGGAAAUGGUGACGGAGCUCUCCGGUAUAAAGUGUUAAACUACCAGCCAGGCAGAGAGUCGGAUUAUGUCGAGGUUGGUUACUGGGAGAACGGAGAGCUCACUUUGAAUUUCUCAGCGUUUAAGAUGUACGACGAAAAGGGGAACAGCAUUCGCCCCAAGUCACGGUGUCCCGGGACGUGCACCCACUGCAUCUACCAGAGACCAGAGAUCGACACCACCAGAGUGCCGCUCAAGUUUGAAGAACAUCGUAGCAUAUGGGGCGUGGUCGUCAUAACAGUGACGGUCCUCGGCGUGGUAUUUGCUUUCAUCAUUAUGAUUUUCUUUAUAUUCAACCACAAUCACCCAGUAGUCGCCGGGGCCACCUCGUCGUUGAGUUUUAUUCUUCUCCUUGGAAUUAUUUUGCUGUAUUUGUUGAAUUUUGCCAUCAUGUUUUCCGAUGUUUGGGCAACGUGUGGAAUUAAGCGUUUUGGCCUAGGCUUCUUUUAUACGCUCAUCUUCACGGCAUUGCUGAUGAAAAUUAUACGUAUUCGUCGCAUAUUUAACAAAGCGAACGUUUCCAUGAAGCCCUCGUUUGUAGGGGGUCCCAGCAACAGUUUGGCUGCGUGUAUUCUUUUGUUGAUCGAACUUGUACUGGUGAUAGAAUGGCUGGUGCUGCAACCACCCAAUAUUGAACUUCAUCUAGACAACGUGAGCACGGACCCAGACUACCCGCUAUACGAUAUUGACUGGCGGUGCACGCACAGCAAGGAAUCUCUCGUCAUCUCCCUGGUUUACGUGUAUCUGUUGAUCCUAGCGACGCUCAUUGUGGGUUUCAAUGCGUGUAAAGCAGGGGACUUCCAGAGAGAAUCCCUCUGUAUCCUUCUCUCAACAAUUGGGACAAUCCUCAUCGUUGUUGCUUGGCUUUGUGUGUACAUGCUGAUGCCGCGAGAAUGGGAGAAGCCAGCAGUUUGUAUAGGUAUCACAGCUAAUGCAACCCUGAUAUUGUGUGUAAUGUUCACACCCAAGAUGCUGGUGAUGACGUCGGGCCAGACGGCCACACCCAAGGGAACGAGGUCCACCAGUAGCUUGGAGUAUGAUGCAACUUACAUAGCCAGCAGGGACAGCCGAGAUGUCGUGGGUCUUGUAGGCAUGACAAACAGAAGUUAUGAAGAUGACUCUGAUUUGGUGAACCCACGGUAUACCGGCCGCUCUAAUGUGAGCAGUAGCAUAGGUGGACCUAAACCCGUAGCCUCAUUUUAGUUGAAGUUAUCUAAACCGAACAAUCUACGGAGAUUCCUUAGAAGUGCAGCAAAUAGAUACUGAGAUUAAUUCCUCCAGCACUCCCUUAUAGACACUCCAGUCACAGAGUAUAGCAGAUAUGCGUUAGUCACAAUCGGAAUGAAAAACAUACUGUUCCGAAUAACAAGUUCACGUAUAAAAACGCUUACGUCUCAAGUAUUUAUUGCUUUUGUUAUUUGUGAAGAAAAACAGCGUUGAUGAUGUUUGAUGUUGGGUUUCUUAAUAAAUGAUUGUAGUUAAAAAACAUUUUUGAUAAAAAGCAAUGCAUGGUCACAAUCAUGAAGGUAUUUUUGAACAUUUUAUUAUUUAAAUUACAUUUAGUUAGCAAUUAAUUUUUUCUUUAAUCAAAGUCAUGUGCCUUUGUCCAGAUGUGUUGACUGAGGUAUAGAUUGCAUAUUAAAACAAAUCACUGUCUGAAUGACGUAUAUUAAGAUGCAUAUUACGUUAUUAGACAUUGACUGUGCUUAACACAGCAUGCAAUGUUGACUCGAUGGUAUUUGCGAGGUGGCGUGUAUACGUACAUGCUAGAAUAAAAAGGGAACCGGCAAAUGAAAUGAGCUACACCUAUUUUCAUGAUAAUGUUGCUAAGCCAGCUGCCUAAGAUUUUUAUAAUCAGUUUAUCACAGCAAAUUGUAUUUUAGCUUAUAUAAGAAUGAGGAUAAUAAACUCUGAA